AUGUCAAUCCCCUACAUCAUCUCAAAACGUCUCGACCCCAUUUUCGCCCUGAGCGUAGGCAUCGCCGCCGCUGCUGUGCGCAUUAAUCGCGAGGAGAAGGAGAAGGGGAACACGACGCAGGAGUCUGUGCGGAGUUUGAGGAGGAGGUGGGAUUUGUUGUUUGAGAGGGAGGAGGUGGGGGUUGGUGCUGGUGCUGGGGGGAAGAUGGAUGGGAAGAGGGCGGGGUGA
Messenger RNA from Neohortaea acidophila, 228 nucleotides. RefSeq lists its product as uncharacterized. The record is from RefSeq and is a predicted model, not a curated record. Lineage: Eukaryota; Fungi; Ascomycota; Dothideomycetes; Mycosphaerellales; Teratosphaeriaceae. The coding region runs from base 1 to 228 and encodes 75 amino acids. The transcript has 2 exons. Gene Ontology annotation, biological process: protein secretion.